AUGAACACUGACGGUUCCUUACAACUAGUCUCCCGGCACAUCGCGCCAGAAAUGAUGAUUCUGGACGGUCCACACAAUGGCUGGAGAUAUCUUAUUCUACCCAUGGCACGAACCGACUCCUUGGUGCGAGAUGCUAUUUUGGCCGUUUCGUGUUUCCAUCUGUGCCUCUCUUCCAUCAACACGCGCUGCCCAUCUGCUGAGGACGCUGUGUCCCAGUGGCAAUUCCCAGGUCCGGGUCUGAACCCUCGUCACCUCUACGCACGUGCUAUCAAGGGACUUCACUCUCGGCAGCUUAUGUCUUACGAUGGCGCCAGUCAGCUCCCAAUCCUCGUCACCAUCAUGGUCCUGUUGACGAGUUCUAUGGUGACAGGCGAUCAAGAUUUUCCGAUUUUGUUCCGCAUGCUGCAGUCCGCUUUUGACGCGCUGGGAGGAGAGCAAGGCCUGGGACAAUGCGAUUUAGCAGCGUUCUUGGUUCGCCAAAUUCACAAGCUCUUUGUCUACGCAGCACCACUGAUCAGCCAGGAGAAUGGACUGCAAACGAUGCAGUCACCUGUCCGCAUGAUGCAAGUGUUUGAAUGUCUCAACUACUGCGCACAGCAACAGCCAAAACAUCAACAGGUCAUCACCACAGCCAUCAGUCUAAUCCACCAGGCACGCGAAAUCUAUCUUAAUCAGACACCACCUUUGCAAAGAUCUAGCGAAGACCCGUUCGUCUCGGCGCGAUCAGUUGCGCGCGUCCAGGCCUUCAUCGACACGCUACAGUGCUUUCCACAAGAUCAACCGGGUGAACAUGUUUUAUUGUGGGCUUCCUUUGUAGCUGCGUCUGAUUGUACGAUUGAUGUACACAAGGAUUACUUUGAGUCUUUUUUUCGACGGCACCAUGCUCGGAACGGCUUCAUGAACCUACUGAAGGCAGUUGACUUUCUUCGUCGUAUUUGGGGUCGAGGGUUACCUGAGAAGUGGGCAUGUUUAUUACCAGAGGAGAAGUUGUUUGUCAUGUAA
This is a messenger RNA of Clonostachys rhizophaga, 1002 nucleotides long. Lineage: Eukaryota; Fungi; Ascomycota; Sordariomycetes; Hypocreales; Bionectriaceae. The record is from the annotation of a GenBank genome assembly.